AACAUCAUGAGCGUUUCAGUUAGCAAUGCCCAAAGAUGAAAGGCGUGAUCCCCUCCUGGCGGAGCACGAUGGCCUAGAUGAGGCGGAAUCCCAAUCCCUCCUCUCGGCAUCGAUCGGCGAAGGAGACGACCUGGUGGUUCAUCCAGACCCAGCUACUCCGCCUUUGCUCCCUCCCUCUCUCAACCCCCCUAACAGCAAGCGCCAGUCCUCGAUCUCGCAACCUGCACCUGACGGACAGCGCCGCCCACCUCGAACAACAAACCGGGUUCGUUUCGAUCUCGAUCUCGACGAGGAUGAAGAAUUGGAGACCGGCGGCCACAUGGAUGGCCCUCCUCACAGCCCCCGUGAUUCGUCAUGGCUGGAUGAUGAGGAUUUCGAGCACGCCGAUUUGAAUAGGGCAGAGAGGGGCCAUAUGGUGCCAUUAUUGACGGAUAUUGAAGCUCCGAGUGUGACACUUGCAACUUAUGACGAUUGCUUUCCCGAAGAUCAUCUCGAAAGCGCGCGACCAAGAAGCGGAUUGCGGAUGGCAUUCAUGAACAUGGCGAAUAGCAUCAUCGGGGCAGGGAUCAUCGGGCAGCCAUAUGCCCUGCGGCAGGCGGGCAUAACAACUGGGAUUCUGCUUCUGAUUGUACUGACUUUCACUGUGGACUGGACCAUUCGCUUGAUCGUGAUCAACUCCAAGCUGAGCGGCGCCGAUUCCUUCCAGGCAACUAUGCAACACUGUUUUGGGAAGAGUGGACUGAUUGCAAUUUCCAUUGCUCAGUGGGCGUUUGCUUUUGGGGGUAUGAUUGCAUUUUGUAUCAUUGUCGGUGAUACCAUUCCACAUGUUUUAGGGGCAUUAUUCCCAUCUCUGCGCGAUAUGUCGUUCCUCUGGCUCUUGACCGAUAGAAAGGCUGUAAUCGUUCUCUUUGUUCUUGGUGUAUCAUACCCCUUGUCGCUGUAUCGGGAUAUUGCUAAGCUAGCAAAAGCCUCCACUCUCGCGUUGAUCAGUAUGGUAGUUAUCGUGGCUGCGGUGAUCACACAAGCCUUCCGUGUACCCCCGGAAUUGAGGGGUGACGUUAAAAAACUCCUUUGGAUUGAUUCUGGGUUUUUUCAAGCAGUCGGCGUGAUUUCAUUCGCAUUCGUCUGCCAUCAUAACAGCCUUCUAAUAUACGGUUCCCUUAAGAAACCCACGCUAGAUCGCUUUGCCAAGGUCACUCACUAUUCGACAGGUGUCUCCCUCAUUAUGUGUCUGGUGAUGGGUAUCGCUGGUGUUUUGACUUUUGGUUCGAAUACACAGGGAAAUGUCCUGAACAACUUUCCCUCAGACAAUAUCAUGAUCAACAUAGCAAGAUUCUGUUUUGGCCUCAACAUGCUCACCACCCUUCCUCUAGAGGCAUUUGUUUGUCGAUCAGUGAUGACAACGUACUACUUUGCCGACGAACCCUUUAACGCAAAUCGACAUCUAAUAUUCACUACCUCUUUGGUUGUGUCAGCCAUGAUCAUGGCCCUCAUCACCUGCGAUCUGGGUGCAGUUUUCGAGCUCAUCGGCGCAACGAGUGCGGCCGCACUGGCUUAUAUAUUCCCACCUCUUUGCUAUAUCAAACUGAGCAAUGCCAGUCGAAAAGCCAAGAUACCUGCUUACGUGUGCAUUGUGUUCGGUGUUACUGUUAUGGUGGUGAGCCUGUUGCAAGCGCUUUCCAAGUCGAUCAACAAUGAGGGAGGCGCUCAGACGUGUGCUGCAUAGUAUCAGGCAAUAUGCGGUGCAACAAUAAUCUCAGCGUUCGAUUCGUGUAUACCCUUAGACCAAACACUUUGCCCAAUCCCUGCGGCCGGCUUUUUAUUGCAUCUUUGGAAUUUUCGAUCUUAGCAUUGAAGAAUUCCUCGUGUAUUUUAUCAUUUACAGGGCGUUAGAGUCAUGUUCCUUUUUUUCAGCAAAAUCAGUUUGUAUAGCUCAUCCACUACCGAAGACAUUUCCAUUGGUGAAUACUAUACUCUCCCACCUAGUUUUCAUCUUGACUUGGAUAGACUGAUUCCUCUGAAACAUCAUUCACUUACAAUUUAUUUUGAAGGUAUGUUGUUGAUCUCUUUAUCUUCAGCUCCUGGAGUAAAGAGUUUAGGGGUCACUGAGAUAUUUAGUAAAGGAACUACAAUUUAAGCACACUACCAA
This is a messenger RNA of Penicilliopsis zonata CBS 506.65, 2149 nucleotides long. RefSeq lists its product as hypothetical. Gene Ontology annotation, biological process: amino acid transmembrane transport. The record is from RefSeq and is a predicted model, not a curated record. Gene Ontology annotation, cellular component: endoplasmic reticulum. The coding region runs from base 26 to 1726 and encodes 566 amino acids. Gene Ontology annotation, molecular function: amino acid transmembrane transporter activity. Lineage: Eukaryota; Fungi; Ascomycota; Eurotiomycetes; Eurotiales; Aspergillaceae. The transcript has 6 exons.